AUGGCCGCCAUAGUAGUAUCCCUGGCCACUUCACUUACCGCUGCUGUUGCCCCAUCAUCUUCCUCGUUCUUGUUUUUCACCAAGUUGAAGUCAGCUCCUUGUCUUAGAUUCACUUUCUCAGUUUCACCCUUUGGUUCAUACGGAAGACGAGGAGGAGGCAAACUCAUGGCUCACUCUUUAGCCCGUGCUACUCUUGGCCUUACUCAGCCUGCUAACAUCGAUGUCCCUAAGAUCUCUUUUUCUGCAAAAGAGAUUGAUGUUGCAGAAUGGAAAGGAGAUAUACUUGCUGUUGGUGUUACAGAGAAAGAUAUGGCAAAGGAUGAUAGCAAGAAGUUCGAGAAUGCUCUUUUGAAAAACCUAGAUGCUAAGCUGGAUGGUCACUUAAGUGAAGCCUCUUCUGAGGAGGAUUUCACAGGAAAACCUGGCCAGUCAUUGGUUCUUAGACUUCCAGGUCUUGGUUCCAAAAGAAUCGGCUUGAUUGGCCUUGGACAGUCCGCAACAAACACAUAUACUUUUCGCAAUUUUGGUGAGGCCAUUGCAGCUGCUGCAAAGACUGCACAAGCCAGUAAAAUUGGCAUUGCACUUGCCUCGACUGGAAGUGUCUCAAAUGAAUCAAAGCUUAAUACUGCUUCGGCAAUAGCAUCUGGGACUGUGCUGGGAACAUAUGAAGAUAAUAGGUAUAAGUCAGAUUUUAGGAAACCUGUGCUUGAAUCUGUGGAUAUUCUUGGUCUUGGAACUGGACCCGAGCUAGAGAAGAAGCUCAAAUAUGCUGAAGAUGUUUCUUCUGCUGUAAUUUUUGGAAAAGAGCUUGUCAAUUCACCAGCCAAUGUACUCACCCCUGCGGUACUGGCAGAAGAAGCUUCAAAGAUUGCUUCCACAUACAGCGAUGUUCUUUCUGCCAACAUCUUGACUGCAGAGCAGUGCAAAGAGUUGAAAAUGGGAUCCUAUCUCGGUGUUGCUGCAGCUUCUGCUAAUCCUCCCCAUUUCAUCCAUUUGUGUUAUAAGCCCUCAAGUGGACCUGUUAAAGCCAAGUUGGCAUUAGUUGGAAAAGGAUUGACAUUUGACAGUGGCGGCUACAACAUCAAGACAGGACCUGGCUGUUCCAUUGAGCUCAUGAAAUUUGAUAUGGGAGGUUCAGCGGCAGUUUUAGGUGCUGCAAAAGCCAUUGGUAAAGUUAAACCUCCUGGGGUUGAGGUUCAUUUCAUUGUUGCAGCUUGCGAGAAUAUGAUUAGCGGAACCGGUAUGAGGCCAGGAGAUAUAAUUACAGCCUCAAAUGGAAAGACGAUUGAGGUCAAUAACACUGAUGCUGAAGGCAGGCUUACACUUGCAGAUGCUUUAGUUUAUGCCUGUAACCAGGGUGCAGAGAAGAUAAUUGACUUGGCGACCCUAACUGGAGCCUGCGUAGUUGCUCUCGGGCCCUCAAUUGCCGGUGUUUUUACACCCAGCGAUGAGUUGGCAAAUGAGGUAUUUGCAGCAGCAGAGGCCAGCGGAGAGAAACUUUGGAGGAUGCCAUUAGAGGAAAGUUACUGGGAGUCCAUGAAGUCAGGAGUUGCUGAUAUGGUAAACACUGGUGGUCGUCAGGGUGGUGCUAUCACUGCAGCUCUGUUUUUGAAACAGUUUGUUGAUGAGAAGGUUCAGUGGAUGCACAUUGACAUGGCUGGCCCUGUCUGGAAUGAGAAGAAGCGAACUGCAACAGGAUUUGGCAUCCAAACCCUGGUAGAAUGGGUCCAGCAACACUCUUCCUAG
Molecule: messenger RNA, 1746 nt
Organism: Dovyalis caffra
Lineage: Eukaryota; Viridiplantae; Streptophyta; Magnoliopsida; Malpighiales; Salicaceae
Source: the annotation of a GenBank genome assembly